Molecule: messenger RNA, 2820 nt
Organism: Aspergillus wentii DTO 134E9
Lineage: Eukaryota; Fungi; Ascomycota; Eurotiomycetes; Eurotiales; Aspergillaceae
Product: putative MFS transporter
Exons: 7
Coding region: 1-2820 (939 amino acids)
Biological process (GO): transmembrane transport
Cellular component (GO): membrane
Molecular function (GO): transmembrane transporter activity
Source: RefSeq, a predicted model, not a curated record
AUGACCAAACCAAAUAGCUCCCACUAUGAAGGCGAUCUCAUCAAACCCCCCAACGUAGACCCGAUGAGUCUCGUCCGCGUCCCUCUAACCGAAGACGACAGCAAACGCAUCCGCCGCAAGACCGACCGGGUCAUCCUGCUCGUCCUCAUCUGGGUGUACUUCCUGCAGAUCCUCGAUAAGACGGUGCUCGGGUAUGGCGCGACGUUUGGCAUGAAGAAGGACACGAACCUCACGGGUAAUCAGUACUCGCUGGUGGGGUCUGCGGCGCCCAUUGCCCAGCUGGCCUGGCAGCCGUUCUCGUCGUUUCUGAUCAUCAAGGUGCCGCAUCGGAUUCUGAUGCCGGUGUUGUGUCUUGGAUGGGGCAUUGCGCAGGCUGCAAUGGCGGCGUGUCAUAAUUUUGGGGGGUUGAUGGCGGCGAGGUUCUUUCUCGGAUUGUUCGAAGCUGGAUGUCUGCCUCUGUUUAGUAUCAUCACUAGUCAGUGGUAUCGUCGUGCUGAGCAGCCACUGCGGAUCGCAGCGUGGUAUAGCACAAAUGGCGCUGCGACUGUCAUUGCAGCAGCGCUGUCUUAUGGCUUGGGACAUAUUAAAUCCCACUUACUUCUUCCAUGGCAGAUUAUCUUCCUCUUCGUCGGCCUGAUAACAGUCAUCACCGCACCGUUUAUCUACUGGAAACUCGACAACGACAUCCCCUCCGCUCGAUUCCUGACAGAAGAAGAAAAGCCCCAAGCAAUGGAGCGUCUUCGCGCCAACCAGACCGGAACAGGCAAUCGCGAGUUCCGCAUGAACCACGUCGUAGAAGCCGGACUAGAACCAAAGACGUAUCUGUGGAUUGGCAUGGCGAUGCUGCUCAACAUUGGCGCUAGUGUGACGAAUGUCUUUGGGCCUCUCAUUCUCAGCGGUCUCGGAUUCGACACAUACACCACCACGCUGCUGAACAUGCCCUUUGGCGCAUUGCAGUUCAUCGUGAUUCUCAUCGCGAGUUAUCUCGCGCAGAAAGCGCGUAUCAAGGCCGCUGUUCUUGCUGCGUUCAUGCUUCCUGUCGUGGCCGGUCUGGCUGUUCUCUAUGUAAUGCCUCGCAACGACUCCGUCCACGGUCCUCUUCUCACAGGAUACUAUCUCCUCGCCUUUCUCUUCGGCGGCAAUCCGCUCAUCGUCACUUGGAUUGUCGGCAACACAGCAGGCACCACGAAGAAAUCCAUCGUGAUGAGUCUUUUUAAUGCUGCCACCUCAGCGGGCAACAUCGUCGGGCCGCUGCUUUUCACCGAGAAAGAUGCCCCUGCGUAUCAUCCUGGGUUACGGGCGUGUUUGGGGAUAUUUGUCGCCCUGGUGGCGAUUGUUCUAAUCCAGUGGGCGAAUAUGAUUGUGCUGAAUAAAAUGCAGGAGAAAAGGCGCGUGCAGAAUGGGAAACCAGCCAAGAUGGUGGAUCGGUCGAUGGCGGAUCAAUAUGAGGAGAUGGAGGAUGAAGAGGGGAGAGAGCAGCAGGUGGGCGAUCAGGCGUUUAUGGAUUUGACGGAUCGGGAGAAUGAUGACUCAGGGGAUUCUGAGACAAAGACAGACAAUGGACCGAUUGUCUUGCUGGAUGAAGCUGAAACACCCGACUUUGACGAUGCGCUGCAGCAACUUGCGCAUGACAAAACCCCUCAAACCCAGCUGGUUCUGCUGAACCCCGAAACCGGUGUAUUUGUCGACCAUCUGCGCGACACAUACCGGCUGUUUGAGCAGCACUGGGCCAUCAACCUGCAACAUGCGUCGUUGUUAUCGUCGCAAUUGACCUCCAGCUAUCAUAGCACUGUCAACUCCAAUUGCCUCGACAUCCGCUACAACAUCCGCGAGUCUCUCUCCUACGUCGCCAACAACACCACUCCCCUCGACAGCAGUCCCAGCGUCAACUCCAAUGGCCCCGACGAUAUGUUCAUCCAGCAUGAAUCCGAGCCGCUGUAUUUCCGCUAUAACCUCACCACCGGCCAGACGCUCUACAUCCUGCUCAACCCGCGCAGUGAACUCCGCCGUCAGCUGAAAAGCCUCACUGCCCGUCUCCCCCCAUCCACCCUGCAUCCAUUCGCCCUCCACACAGCCAUCCUCUUCCACACCCUCUCCAGCUGCCGCACCCAGAUCGACAAUAUCGUCAAAUGGCUCCUCUGGAUCGAAACCCAACUCCACCAGGGCUCGCUGUUUGAAAUCGCCGAUGCCGACCGCUUCUCGCGAUACAUUCAGCUGCUGCAUAAAAUGUCGCGCAGCCUCAUCACCCUCGAACAUAGUACGCAGCGCGACGAGUCGAAUAUCAACCAUCUUCUCCGCGACCAUGAGCGCAUAUGGGAUUUAUCCCAGAAACACACUGACAGUGUCACACUCGACGCAUCCAUGCACGAUCGCAUAGGCGAUGAUCUGCGGUGUCUCCGCGGAUUCUGCGAAGACCGACAGCGCCAUAUUCUCAACCUGCGACAGCGCACGCACAGCUUCAUCACGCUGCUAUAUAACCUCAUCACGGGGCACGAUAGUACCGUCAACUUACGCAUCGCAGCGCAAAGCGCCAACAUCGCCCGUGAGAGUCGGCGGGACAGCGUGUCGAUGAAGAUCAUCGCUGCGGUGACGCUGCUCUACCUGCCUGCGACAUUUGUGAGUAGUUUGUUCGGGACGAAUCUGGUUGAUUUUAAUACGGAGGGCACGGAGCAAGAGUUUAUCGUGUCGAGGCUGUGGUGGAUAUAUGUUGUGUUUGCGGUGGUGUUGACUAUUGCCACGAUGGGGGGAUUGGUGCUGUGGUGGAGAGUGAGGGGGUAUAAAAGGAGGCAGAAGGAGAGUGAUGCGGGAUUAAUGGGUUGA